UUAAUUUUUAACCUCCUCCGCUCUCUUUUUGAUAUCCCAAGUCACUGCCAUCUUUCUUCUUCCUUUUUAUAACCUUCUUUAAAUCUACAAAUACCAACCUUCACAAUGUCUGACGAGCACGAGACCUUCGAGUCCGCCGACGCUGGCGCGUCGACCACCUUCCCCAUGCAGUGCUCUGCUCUGCGUAAGAACGGUCACGUUGUCAUCAAGAACCGUCCCUGCAAGAUUGUCGAAAUGUCCACCUCCAAGACUGGCAAGCACGGUCACGCCAAGGUCCACUUGGUCGCCCUCGACAUCUUCACUGGCAAGAAGCUCGAAGAUCUGUCUCCCUCUACCCACAACAUGGACGUUCCCAAGGUCUCCCGCAAGGAAUACCAGCUCCUCGACAUCACCGACGACGGUUUCCUCUCUCUUAUGAAGGAUGACGGUGACACCAAGGACGACGUCAAGCUCCCUGAGGGUGAGCUUGGUGGCAGGAUCGAGAAGUUGUUCCGUGAGGAGGAGAAGGACCUCAACGUCACCAUCUUGACUUCCAUGGGUGAGGAGUGCUGCAUGGACGCCAAGGAGGCUCCUAAGAUUUAAACUUCCCUACGAUUUCUUACGGAUCUAUUCGUUUGUCGAACUUUGUCUUCCAAUGGACUUUCGUCAAGUUAUGUCCUCAAGUUUGUGGAUUACGACCCUUUUGGGCAGUCAGCGGCAUGUCUGUUGCGUAAAUCGUAUCCUAUAAUAAUAGCCUUGGAUGUGCAUUGAAGCGACAAAGGAUUAAAAAAGAGUUGCUUUUUUCUGUUGGCAGCAUCAGCGUGCGUUGUCAGAGGAAUAGUUCUGAGUUCACGAGUUUUUGACGAACAAUAAAAUCAUUCAACGAAC
Molecule: messenger RNA, 867 nt
Organism: Aspergillus ruber CBS 135680
Lineage: Eukaryota; Fungi; Ascomycota; Eurotiomycetes; Eurotiales; Aspergillaceae
Product: Eukaryotic translation initiation factor eIF-5A
Exons: 4
Coding region: 106-582 (158 amino acids)
Biological process (GO): positive regulation of translational elongation; positive regulation of translational termination
Molecular function (GO): RNA binding; ribosome binding; translation elongation factor activity
Source: RefSeq, a predicted model, not a curated record